Paramecium tetraurelia is the source of this 986-nucleotide messenger RNA. RefSeq lists its product as uncharacterized. The transcript has 2 exons. NCBI's taxonomy places the organism in Eukaryota, Ciliophora, Oligohymenophorea, Peniculida, Parameciidae. The record is from RefSeq and is a predicted model, not a curated record.
AUGAAUAGUCGAAAAAAAGAAUAAUAGUAAAUCUCAAAAAUUUAAGGCUAUAAAUACACAACCUAAAAAUAGACCUAGAUUCAUGAAAAAUAAAAGAAUUCUGUAAAUUAAGCAAUCUUGUUGUAAUCCAAAUAAUGUUACAAAUAAUAAUAACUAUAAGAUUAAGCUUUAAUAUAGUAUUAUAUUUUUGAGGACUAUUAAAAUUUGAUAAACCUCAUCUAUUCAUUACAAACUGUAAAUGAAUUCUUCAAAGAUGAUCCUGAUAAUGAAAUGGUUGUUUUGUGUAGAAAUAAAGUGAUUAAUUAAUUAAAUCUUUCAAAUACAAUUCAUCUUGACAUUUAAGAAACUUACAAAGACUAAGACUAUGCAUAUUUUAUAAAGCAAGAAAAAUAGAAAGUGAAAGAGCUUGUCUCUCAUUUGCCUCCUAAUAUUUAAAAUUCGAUAUACCUGCAAAUGUAUAGCUAGCGUAGCUUAUCUGAAAACAUUUAAAGCACACAUUAAGAGCUUGAAAAAAUGGAUUCUAGUUUUAUUAGCAAUGUUGUAUCUCAAAUAUUUUCUUCAAUGCACAUUGUUGAUUAAAAGGUCAGCCAAAUAUAAUCAUAAAAGUAUUAUAAAAUUCCUUCACCUUAUGAUGUCUUAGACAAAGCUCAGCAAUAUCAAAGUUUAACUUAAAUUAAACUAGAAGCUUCCUAUGGCUAAAAAUUACAAUCAUCAUCGCCCAGAACUGUUAAUUUGAAGUAACCAUAAGCCUAAAAUUCACUAGUAAGAAGUAAAUCAUGCAAAAAUCAUCCUACUAAACUAUAAUAGGAAAUCCAAAACUAACCUAAAGAAAAGAAAUAAUAAUAAUCUAACUAACAGGCCUUUUAAGGAAAUUAAAAUAAUCAUUUAAAGGGUCUGAUAAACUUGGCUAAUUGUUGAGAUUUUUGGAGUAUAAAACAAUUUGAGAAUCAUAAAAAGAUAUAAAUUUUUCAUUUUUCAUCAUUUUU